GGGCACACAACAGAAAUCCUGAGGUUGCUUAGCUGUUUGUCAGAGUCAUACUCUCCUAGACAUUAUAUUUUCGCAGACUCAGAUAAGAUGAGCGAAGCUAAAAUACGUUCUUUUGAACAAAAAAGGUCCAAAACAUUCUCCAAUUCACAGUUCACCCUUAAUCGCAUUCCCAGAAGCCGCGAGGUUAGACAAUCUUGGACAUCGUCUGUGAUAACAACCCUGUACUCCAUACUUCACUCCCUUCGUUUGACCUACAAACUAAAACCAGAUUUGGUAUUGUGCAAUGGACCAGGAACAUGUGUUCCUGUCUGUAUAUCUGCUCUUCUUCUUGGGCUUCUAGGAAUAAAGAGAGCAAUCAUUGUGUAUGUAGAGAGCAUCUGCCGCGUGGAAACUUUAUCCCUGUCUGGAAAGAUUCUUUACUACUUUUCAGAUUACUUCAUCGUUCAAUGGCCUGAUCUAAAGGAAAAAUAUCCCAAGUCAGUAUAUCUUGGUCGAAUAGUGUAACAACAGAAGACAGGCUUUACCUAAA
Messenger RNA from Egretta garzetta (little egret), 529 nucleotides. RefSeq names its product ALG14 UDP-N-acetylglucosaminyltransferase subunit (gene ALG14). The record is from RefSeq and is a predicted model, not a curated record. Bases 88 to 504 code for a protein of 138 amino acids. Gene Ontology annotation, cellular component: UDP-N-acetylglucosamine transferase complex. The transcript has 3 exons. Lineage: Eukaryota; Metazoa; Chordata; Aves; Pelecaniformes; Ardeidae. Gene Ontology annotation, biological process: dolichol-linked oligosaccharide biosynthetic process.